AUGGCUCCCAUCCGCGUCAACCGUGUCGAACACCGCGAACGAGAAAGGCCAGUCGCCGCAGACGCUUCAAAAUCAAAAGCAGUCACCACCGACCCCUCGAAUAUAUCUACCUCUGGAGCGGCAUCAGGAGACGCUUCAUCAACAGCAACAACGAAAGAACGCACAGCUUCCCCAGAACUUGUCCGCAGUAAAGCCCCCCGGGCAAAGGAAGUCCAAGUCGUCCGCAGCGAGAGAAAAUGGAAAGGCGCCUGGGAAGACAGCUCCGACGACGACAUGGCCAUAAAGCCCGAACCUGCAGACGAGGAUCCAUCUUUCAUUGCAGCACUACCACCUGCCUCAGACACACCCGCAAUCAAGGAAUCCGCAUCUCCCGAAUCGCGUCGCAAAUCUAAAGGAAAAGCCGUAGCAAGAAAACACACCCUACCCACCGAAGCACCAGCUCUUCAAACCGUAGAAGAAAGACGGGAAUGGGAGCGUCACCACCUGGAUCUCGAAAUCCUGCGUCAAGAACUUGGAGAAAUCACUCUACCUUCUGCUUCUGCCUCGGCUCCAGCAACUCAAACAGACGCAGAAGGCGAUGUGAAGAUGGGAGAAAGCGCCACAGCAACAGAAGAGCAAGAUUUGCAAGAAGGAGAAGACGCGACUAGUUCUCUGCCUACCUCAACAGCAAAUGGUGCAAACCCACCGCCAGACCGCCGCACCGAUCGCGUCUACCUCUUCCAAUUCCCGCCCAUUCUUCCUUCUCUGGCGCCUCAGACUGUAAAACCGGAACCUCAAUCGCCCACUCUGUCGAAAAAGAUUCCCGCGGCAACAUCCUCAUCCUCCGCUAUCGACAUCGAUGCCACACCCACUUCAACAACCACCCCCAAAGCCGCAGCAGCACCCGCAAUCCCAGAAUCAGCAGGACAAAUGCACUCACCCUUCCCCUCUGGCCUAGUCGGAAAACUGCGCGUUCACGCCAGUGGCAGAACAACAUUGGAUUGGGGAGGCACAUCACUGCAGGUCGGCAUGGGCACAGACGUGCAGUUCCUGCAAGACGCAGUGGUUGCAAAGUUCAACGACAAGUCCGACGUGCAGGGUGCCAAAGGCAAGGAAGAGGAACAAGACGAAGGUGCCUACGGUGGUGAGGUCAUGGGCUUGGGUCAGGUCAGGGGCAAAUUCGUCGUUACGCCGGAUUGGGAGGAGAUU
Aureobasidium namibiae CBS 147.97 is the source of this 1188-nucleotide messenger RNA. RefSeq lists its product as uncharacterized. Gene Ontology annotation, cellular component: RNA polymerase III complex. NCBI's taxonomy places the organism in Eukaryota, Fungi, Ascomycota, Dothideomycetes, Dothideales, Saccotheciaceae. Gene Ontology annotation, biological process: transcription by RNA polymerase III. The record is from RefSeq and is a predicted model, not a curated record. The transcript has a single exon. Gene Ontology annotation, molecular function: DNA binding. The annotation marks the transcript as partial.